CACAGUUCGCAGUUGAUCAAGCGUUUACUUUUCCAGAUUGGUGUAGUCGAAAAUAUUGAGUUAGUUUUUUUUUUUUUUUUUUUUUUUUUUUAAAUAAAAGCAACACAAUUUAGUGAGAUAAGUGUGUGUCUGUCCACAAAACAAAGACUGACAGGGAGUCGCUCUUAAAGAGGCUGGCUAAUACGGAAUUGAACCGCCCCCACACCUCUCGGCUUUACUUGGUGAACAUUCAGUUAACAUAGGAAGAUAGGAAGCACGUUGCUAGUUAGCUUCAAGUAAAGCGCAAUAUUAUCUAUCAACCCACAUUUGCAUGGGUCAUAAAAUAGCUAGGACAUGAUUUUGGAUCCGAUGUACCAGGUUAGGCUGUCAAAUUUCUUGGAUUUAAGUUGAAAUCCAUAGCUUUACUGUCAUGCUAGCUCUGUGACUUGUACUGAAAUGGCCUCUGAGCCGAAUCUUUCAGUUUUUUUCACUUCUGGUGUGGAGGAAAUCAGCUGUCUGUCACACUAAGGUGAGAGUCUCUACAUAUAGAGCUCGUCAUGAAAGCUCUCGGUGCGCGCUCCGCGUUCUACGUGGGCUUUCUGGUGGGCACGUGCAGUCUGUACCUGCUGCUGAGUCAAGUGGGGUUCACGCGGAACUUAAGGUCUCAUGAGCGCGAGACCCACGAGAAAAGCUUACUGCAGAUGAUGGAAGAAGAAAACAAGAACUGGAAAAAGGAGAGGUCGGCUCUCUUCAACCUCAAUCAUCCGCACCAUACAGGUGAGGAUGGCAAACUGGCAGAUGCUCUCUAUAAACGUGUACGCAUUCUGUGUUGGGUUAUGACUGGCCCUAAUAACCUCGAGAAAAAAGCUCGACAUGUAAAAGCCACAUGGAGUCGCCACUGCAACAUUGUAGUCUUCGUAAGCUCUGUGGAUGACCCCGAUUUUCCCACGGUUGGCCUAAACACCAAGGAAGGUCGGGAUCAGCUGUACUGGAAAACGAUACGUGCUUUCCACUAUGUCUUGGAGAAGCACGGGGACGAGGCGGACUGGUUCCUCAAAGCGGAUGAUGAUACUUAUGUGAUCGUCGACAACUUGCGCUGGAUUCUGGGCAGCUACUCUCCAGAGGACCCUAUUUAUUUUGGCCGGCGGUUUAAGCCGUACGUAAAACAGGGUUACAUGAGUGGUGGCGCUGGCUACGUGCUCAGCAAAGAGGCUCUGAAGAGGUUUGUGGAGGGCUUUCGCACCAAAGUGUGUACUCACACUACCUCAGUGGAGGACUUAGCUAUGGGUCAGUGUUUAGAGAAGGUAGGCGUUGUGGCAGGAGACUCCCGAGACAGCUUACAAAGAGAGACAUUCCAUCCUUUCGUACCCGACUCCCAUCUCACUGGCACAUUUCCCAAGACUUUCUGGUAUUGGAACUACUGUUAUUACCCCAUUGUGCAGGGUCCACAGUGUUGCUCAGACCUGGCUGUUUCUUUCCACUAUGUGGAUGCGUCACACAUGUACCUGCUGGAAUACUACACUUACCACUUGCGUGCCUUUGGCUACAAAUACCGCUAUCAGGCCCCUGAACCCAAAGUCAUAGAAGACUUAAAUGACCCAGUCCCAGACGAAAUGGAAACCGGAGACUCGGAGCAAAAGCUGGAGGUAGAUGCACAUGAAGGAGAAGAACAAUCCCCUGAACUUAAUGAAAACUCAUAGCAGCUUUUUGCAUAAGAUUUAAAAAACAAAACAACAGCAACAAAAAAAAAAAAAACAUUUAAAAUCUUCUUCCAAUAAAACUCGUUUUGGGAUGGCUUUACCUUUUUGUUUGGAUAAUGUCUUUAAAUGUGUCCUAUAUUAUGCCACAGAAAUGUGUGCAUGACAUGUUUGUGUGAUUUAAUGAACUGGUACAGUUUGAAAGGGUGUUCCUUUUAAUAAUGCAUUUGGAUGUGAAUGUUUAAAUAUAUAUGACAGUGCAGAAUUGUAUGAAAUUAAGGUUAAGACAUGUUUACGGUUCUUGGGAUGUGAUUCAUUUAGUGUAUGAACCUGCCUUAACAGCAUAAUGAAAGGCUGUAUUUAUAUUUAGCAUUCAUUUGGGGUUUUUUUAUAUACAUAUAUAUAAAAAUAUGAAUUGUGUGUUUGCUCUGCACUGUGCAAUCAUAAGCACACCACCAUGUAUGAUUUAACAGCAAUUCCAUAAAAAAGGGGCCUUGAUUUUCCUUUCAUUUGCUCAUUCCCUUGAAUUAGUGCCUCUGCUCUGAUCCAGAGAAAUAAUGCAUUUCCAUAUGUCCCUGGACUGCGUUUGUAUUGAGUUUAGGCAAUAUUUAAACACAGAGCAGGUUAUAUUGUAGUUUUUUUUUAUAGCUUGCAAACAUUCAAGCUCCAGCCUUGUUUUCUCCACACAACCUACAAUAUCUUGCCAAAUUUGAAUAUGUACACACUGCUUCACCUAAGAUUACAUCAAUAUAAAGAUUAACCAGGUUGUAUUCCUUCAGUUGACACCCUUCUCUUGAAGUUCAGAAUACAGAUUAGUACAACAUUAAGAUCCUGUUGGCUGGCCCAAUAGUUCCUAUAGGGAAGAAAUAAAGGAAGAUAUGACUGCUUAAGUACACUUUCUCCAUGCUAGUGGGAAUUUUGGUCUUGGUAAAUGAAUGGCGUAUUGUAACACACUGUGAAGCAUGCAGGUUAUGAAUUACUGGAUUUUUCAGACCAUAUAAUGCUUUAUUUAAUUGACUGGAGUAUGACUGUGAAGGUUUUUGUUUAUCUAGGAUUGUUUGGUUUUGUGUCGUUUCACACCGCUAGUGUGGCAACUACUACAGCAGUCUGUGUGCGAGAUUAAAUAUGCUGAUUUUACAACUGAAGCAGCCACUUGUCCAGAGUAGUGAAAAUUAUUGUGAUGUAUGUUUUAUGUCUCAAUUUCUCAGUUAUUUGUGUGCAUUUGCUAUACUUAAAGAGAAAGUUCACGCAAAAAUAAAAAAACAUUCUGUCAUUUAUUCACUCUCAUGUUGCUCCAAACCCGUGUGACUUCCUUUCUUCUGUUAAACAAAAGAAGAUAAUGUGAUUUUUUUUUUUUUUAGUCCAUUAUAUGGACAAAAAUAUUCUUCAAAAUAUCUUCUUUUUUGUUCCACAAGUCAUACAUGUUUGAAAAGACAUCAGGCUGAGUAAAUGACAGUUUUUUAUUAUUAUUUUUUGAACUAUGCCUUUUAAAUGUGCUGGUAUUGGUAAAAUAAUGCACACUUAAAGUGUAUGUUAUUCAGAUUGACUUUAUAUUCAAGAAUGGUAGGAUUUGAGAUAAAGCUGAGAGUUAAAGCAGAGGCUGCAGAAGAAAGUAAUGAAGAAUCUGCACUGGCAAACAUUUUGACUGCACUGCUUAGUAACUUAAACUGCCACAAUUAUAAUGGAUUUCAAAUAAAGUUUAUUUGAAUGAAUAAACUUAUUUGAAGUGGAAAUGAGUUUUAUUUUAAUACAAAUCACUGUUGCUUUUUGACCACUUCCAGCACAACAUCACUUUUGCAUUUGUAGAAUUUAAUGGUUUUUAAGUGAAUUGAUCAAACGAGCAUAUAUACAUUCUUGGUAUAAUUAUCCUUAUUUUACUGCUUAAUGAAAUUCUGGGUACAUCUUGAAGUUGUUAAGGAAAUGAUGAUGGGUUUUGACUAAACAUGAACCAGCUUUACUUAUUAGUGAGUCUUCAAUAUGGUGUGAAUUAUGGAAAAAUCUCUGAUAAAAAAAUGUUUAUUGUGUUCUGUGGUGUUCUGUUGAUUUAGAGGAAAAGCACUCGAAUUUGCACCACUCACUUCAAGUAUGAUCUAAUUGUUUUAACAAGCAGUCAGCUAAGAAAUGUUUGAAUGUACUCCUACUUCCCUAGUGUGUUGAUGAUCUUCCUCAGAAAAACUCAUUUGCUAAAAAUCCUUUGUAAACAUUCCAUUUUCCUUUUUCAGAUCCUCAACACAACAAUGAAAUGCAAAUCUUAAAAGGAGUAGAGUUUUCUUUGUAGACAUUACAUUGAGCAAAGUGUUUUGCGAAAGUGCGUUGACAAAGAAUUCAUCCAUAUUUGCUUCUGCAAUUUGGGAGAUGUGUAGUGGAUUAUAUAACGAAGAGGAAACUCAACUUGUCACAAAUGCAUCAGAACCAUUCAUAGUGCAAACAUCAAAACCAGCAGGAAGAUGCAAAUGUCCUUUCCAAUCUUGUUAAAGCAAAUUUGCAUUUCUGAAUUGAUGCGUUUCAUGCCCUUGUCUUUAAUCCAAAAGUAUGUUUUUCUGUUUUUUUUUUGUUUUUUGUUUUUUUGUUUUUUCUUCAGUGGGGUCUUUUAUGUACAAAGGGAAUCCUGUACAGUUCUUUCACAACAAUCUUUUAUUUAUAAAAGAGUGUGUGAGGCAAAUGUGUGACAGGAAUAAUUCAAUGAGGAACAUUAACCAGCAUAUUAAAUAAAGACUUAUUUUGCAGUA
Molecule: messenger RNA, 4405 nt
Organism: Megalobrama amblycephala (Wuchang bream)
Lineage: Eukaryota; Metazoa; Chordata; Actinopteri; Cypriniformes; Xenocyprididae
Gene: c1galt1lb
Product: core 1 synthase, glycoprotein-N-acetylgalactosamine 3-beta-galactosyltransferase 1, like b
Exons: 4
Coding region: 537-1679 (380 amino acids)
Cellular component (GO): membrane
Molecular function (GO): N-acetylgalactosaminide beta-1,3-galactosyltransferase activity
Source: RefSeq, a predicted model, not a curated record